Molecule: messenger RNA, 3942 nt
Organism: Paramecium octaurelia
Lineage: Eukaryota; Ciliophora; Oligohymenophorea; Peniculida; Parameciidae
Source: the annotation of a GenBank genome assembly
AUGUUUGAAUAGCAUUUUAUUUUAUUAAGUGCAAUAUUAAUUGGACUUUAUUUAAGGUAAGUGCAGUCCGAAUGUGAAAAAAGAAGGCUGGCAAGUCAUGAUAUAUUUUUUGCUAAGAAUGAUAAUAGUGCCUUAAUUGAGAGUGACUCUUAGGAGAGAUUCAACUUCGUGGAGAAUUAAAUAUAAUCGUCUUUUCUGAUUCUGAUAUAAGAAAAUGAGAAGAUAAUAUCAACUUAGUUUAUUGAAUCUCCUAAUGAUAACUUGGAAGCAGAGAAAUGGUUAUGCUAAUUAAUUUACACUUUGAACCAAUAUUACAUCUCUUGCACUGUAAGCAUUUAUAUUGAUGAAGAAGGAAAUACUUAUUAAAAACAUGAAGAAGACUAUUUUAGACUUAAGAUUGAAACAUCUCAAAAUGAAAAAUGCUAUCAAUUUUAUCUAGAAAAGAACUUAGAGUUUAUUGUAUUUUGCAAUGACUAAUAAAUUUUAAAUAUAUACUCUGUGAACCUACUUAAUGAAUUUAAGGUGGAAUUGUAAUAUGAUAAUAUAUUCUACCGAGAGGUAAAUUGUCUACAUUAAUCUCACAAAGUCGAUUUUGGAUACUAUAUUAUAUCCUAUUUCUAAUGUAUUAAUUGGAAACUCCUUAAGUAUCAAGAUAAACAAAUAUCCAUUUUAGCUGAUAGUUUGAUCCUCUAAUAGAAAGGUCUUGUCGAUAUAGUAUAAGAUGAUUAGAAUUAGAUUUAUUUUUGUGGAUAAUAAGUAGUGCUAACUGAAGAUGAUUCUGCUUAUAUAUUUAUGUUAGAAGAAUCAUUAAAUUUUUUUUAGACCGCAAAAUAUUUGGGAUACAAAAUUUUGAAUGUCCUAUUUUCAAAAUCUUGCAGUAUAGAAUACUACACAUUAAUAGCUAAAAUUGAUAAUUUAAAAUAAUUAUACAUAAAGUAAUUGGAAGAUAAAUAAUCUAUUGAUUAAUAAGCCCUGCAGACUUAUUUUGCAUUUAAUUAUUUAUUUAUUUUACGCUACGAUAAAUUAGAAAUAAUUUUACUUGAAAACAAAGGAUUCGAAAUUGUUUGUCAUCCCUCAAGUAUUGUUUUUAUAACUUAAUAUAAGAUAUUCUAUAUCAUAGAUGAAUAUAAUAAAUUGAUUAGUUUUUAUUACAUUAAAAAACUAGAUAACUAUUUGUUACCUACCAAAAGUUAUAUACAUGAAAUACCAAACUCCUAUUCGAUAACUUAUACACCUUAAUGUUAUGAGAUUAUUCAAGAGAUCGAUUAAUCAAAACUUUAAACCAUCUCAUAUGAAUUCAAAAAUGAAUGUUAGUCAAAUGAGCAAAUUAUUAUUUAGAUAAUUGACUACAAUUUUCCUAUUUAUUAGGAAUUUGCAAAUUAGGGAGAAUUUGAAAACGUCCUAAAGUAUAUUAUUGAGAAUGCAUAUUUGAAGGAUUUUUGUCCAAAUAUAGAAUAAUACUUAGAAGAAUUUGAUUUAUUGUUUUAUCACCCAAAAACCUUAGAGAAUUAUGCUAUUCUAAACUCGAAUGAUACACUCUAGAUUCUAUAUUGCACCAACUAAACCACAAUCUAAAAGGAUGUUAGAAACUAUAAAGUAAUUCAGUUUUAAGAAAGUAUCCUUUUGAUAAAGUAAAAGGAAUAAUCAGCAAAAAUAAUCUAUUAUUCGAUUGGGGUUAAUCAAUAAAAUGAAAUUCAAAUAUAAUCUUAAAUUAAACAAAUACUUUAAUUUAAAUAGUAUGUGAUAUUAGUUACUGAGAAUUAAGCAGACUUCCUUUUUUUGGACCUAUCAAAUAAUAAGUAAAAGAAGAUUACAAAAAAGUUAAAAUAAAUUUUGAAUUACUUUAAUAAUGAAGAAAACUAAAAUAAAUAGAUUAAAUUUUUUUUUGCUCAGUUCCAUUACUUUCAAUUGUAUUAAAUUAAUAAAUAAUUGGUAAUUGAUAAGUAUUAAGAAAUCAACAUCUAUGAAAUCAAAGAUAUAACCAUCAUUUAUUCUGGUGAAUCUAAGAGAAUAUCGAAUUUUUAGAUAAUUCCCAAUAAAUAUUUUGUUAUAGGCAUUCACAAUUAAUAUAGCAUCAUAAAAUAAUACAUUUUAGAUGAUUCUCUGAAAUUUUUAGAAAAUUAUUAGAUAGAUGGUUAUGAUUUCAUUAGACCUAUUAAAUUCUAAAAUUCUAAGGAAUAUCUAGCAGUUGCAUUGAAUUAAUUCGAUUAAAACUAUCUGUUUAUAUUUUCAAUUGAACAGCCUAUCUAGCUGAUCAAGAUUUUAAAAAUAAGUAAAUUAAAUUUUCAUUUACAGAACCAUCUAGUUUAUUACUACAACAAAGAUGAAGAAUAUUAGAUUUUCGAUAUCAAAUACUUUAAAAUUUCUUACUUGAAUCUUGCAGAAAAUUAACAAUAAAUAGUUUGGUAGGAAAAAAUACCAUUAUUAUUUAAACAUCAAGAGGAGGAAAUCUCUCCCAAUUAAUUAUUUUUGGACAUCCAAGUCAAUAAUUACUGUAGAAAAUUGAAUUCUAAAAAAACUGAAAUAGUAAUUUAAGUUUAAGAUGAAGAGAUUAUACGAAUUGAAGAUAUUGACAUGUUCUAAGGUCCCAUCGAUAAACUAAUGUUAAUGAAUAAUCUUAAAUUACAAUUAGUAGGGCCAUUUUUAUAAUAGUAAUAAAUAGAAGAAUGUGUAGAAUUAGAACAAAUUUGCAUUAGAAAGAUGGGCUUAGUACAACCUUGGAAUAAGGAUGAAUAAGCAUUAUUCUACAGUUUAAAAUAUUAUAAUAAAUAUAAGGUUCUGCCAUUUUAUUAUAAUCGAAAAUUGGAGAAUGGCGAAAUCAUCAUCAAAGAUGCUUACAUUUUUAGAAAUACUUAUGUCUUAUGCUUUUAUGAAAUAAGGAAGUUAGUGUAUGCUAAUAUCUUGUAAUUUAAUAAGACUUAAUUGUAUUAAUAAUUUUAACCUAUGUAAUUGAAGGAAUUUAAGAAUGGAGACUUGGAGUAUGCAUAAUUUUAUUAAUCAAAUAACUUACUUUUAAUUAAAUCAAACUCAUCACAAUUAUUACUAAAAAUAACUCAAAAUAAGAUUAGCGAAAUCGAAAAAAAUUUUGAUUUAUAUAAUAUGUUAUUAAUCGGAAAUUCUAAUGAUCAAUAUAUUGAAAUAAGAAUUAUCAAGAAAAUAUCUGAAUGCUAUUUCUUAUUCACUGUUUUUUAGUUAUUUAGCUUCAAUCUAUAAAUCUAAGAUUCGUAUAGGAUUUACUCUGACCAAAUAAUAAGUGCUCUUUCUCCACACAUUAGAAUAUAUAUUUAUUAAUUUGAUGAAUAUUUCAAAAAUUAAUUGCUUGAGGCAGUUCUUGUCGAAAAUCAAAUUGAAAUUAAGGUCUUACAAUUGACCUUGAGUUUCUCUGUAAUAAGCAAAAUUACAAUUAAUUUAGAUUCACCUGAUAAUAUAUCUUAUGAUGUUCAGAAGAUAAUGAGGCAUCCUAGUUCAUAAGAACUACUAACUUUUUAAUAUUAUGAUAGCAACACCCUUAUCUUAUCAAAUUCGAUUUCGAAAAAUUCCUAUUUAUAUGAUUUAAGAUAGCAAAAACAAUUUUAUGAUUAUAUUUUUAAAAUGGAUGAUAAUAUGCUAAAAUUGUACCCCUUAAAUACUACACAUUUUUUAUUUUAUUUUAAUGAGAUCAAUCAAUUCAAAAUAGGAUAAAUAGGAUUCGAAAUUUAGAGACUAUAAGAGCUGGAUGACGUUGAAACUUGUACCAUAAAGGCUUUGAAUUAGUUAUCCCAAUCAUAAUUCACAUUAAUUAUUAAAAGAUUUGUAUUGUUAUCAAAGGAAGCAAAAAUUGUGACCACGUCUGCAAUAUUACUUGGCUCACUCUAUUUGGUAAGAAGAAACAAAUUGAAACAGUAACGUGCCUAGAGCCAAGUAUUUUUAAACACAUAAAAUACAGGCAUCAACAAUGAUUGA